Molecule: messenger RNA, 642 nt
Organism: Dacryopinax primogenitus
Lineage: Eukaryota; Fungi; Basidiomycota; Dacrymycetes; Dacrymycetales; Dacrymycetaceae
Exons: 2
Source: RefSeq, a predicted model, not a curated record
AGCAUACUCGUUUAUCCACAAGCCCUCUUGCAUUGUCUUCACGUCUAGCUACUCCUGCUGUCCACAUCACCCACACCCACUCUUCCUCUUUGAAUCGGAUAGCCUUCGAGAUGUUCAGACCAACCCGACUGGUCCAAGCGAUCAAGAGCGUCCUCUGGUCGAGCAAGCUCAAUAAUCCUUACGGCUCCGAUUUGGCGGCAAAACAGGCGGUAGAGCAACAAGUGUUGCAGCACGUCAACAAGAAUCGCAAAGAUAUCGAGGAGCGUGGGGCGAGCGUUCUAGUAAUUAGGUAAGCUGUUCGCCCUUUGUUUCCCAGCUGGAGUCUCUUAGGGCAUGCAGGAGUCCCGCCCACCCUGGAGGAACGAAUCGUUACGACCAUCCAUGUUCCUACUGCGUGAACGGGUUCGGCCGUUAAGAAAGGACAGAGUACGUUCAGUUGUUCGUAAGAUCGUUUUCACAUCGCAGCCUUGGACACAUUCUGAACUCUGACUAUCAGAAAACGACGAGAGAGCGAGCCAAUUCUGAUACAUGGCAGGGUAUACCUGCACAUUCUAGCUCCCUAGUUGAGACGUGUUGCUCAAAUCUUGUGUUCGUCCUCGACUUUGAUCGAUUCUCGAUCUUGCAUCGGAUGCCAGCGCUAUC